This is a messenger RNA of Klebsormidium nitens, 929 nucleotides long. Lineage: Eukaryota; Viridiplantae; Streptophyta; Klebsormidiophyceae; Klebsormidiales; Klebsormidiaceae. The record is from the annotation of a GenBank genome assembly.
CGGAAGCGUGGUGGGCCCAUAACCCACAGGUCGAAGGAUCGAAACCUUCCUCUGAUAGAGAGUUGCAAGCUUCCGAACGUUCUUUUUGAUUGCCCCCACUAGCUCCCGCAUGCAGCGCCUUAGAAGCUCACCACCACUGCUGAAGAUAGGACAGACUCAGGCCGGAGUACUUCUUGCAGCUUCACAUACAUUAGCAACUCCAUUUUGUUGAUCACAUCAAAGGCGGUUAGCGAUGCAAGAUUCAGAGGACCAGCCAACGCCUCUCGAGCGAGCGCCGCGAGUGCGCCGCGCCGCAAAGAGUGAGGAGAUCAGCGAACGCCUGGUCACAUUCAUCGAGGAAGGGUGUCCCGUCCGCCCCCACAAAGUGCGGCCGAAGCCCAUCGCCGUGUGGGCGUUCCAGGCCUUCUUGGGGGGGCUGACGGUCCAGGCUGCAAGGAAGGACAGAUGGAGCUCCGCAACCGCGUUUGCAGGGUUCAGCUUGGCAGCUGAGCUGUUUGGGCACGGCAUUUUUGACCCGGACUUCCCGAUACGGAUCCGGGUGGACUCGCAUGCGGCGUCGCGCCAGGGGGCGGCAGGAACCGCGCUGGCAUUGGGGCUUGGAGGCGAAGGUGUGGGAGCGGGAUUGGGAUUUUUUGGGGGGGCCUCGGCUGGGGAGAUUGUCUGGAGGAUUCUUAGCAUAGAUCUGCUCCGUAGAUAAAUCAGAUUCCCAAAAGCAAGGCUAGAGCAGUACAGAUUCACUCAUAAACUACUUGGCACACUGAAUAACAGAUCACAUGGUAGCUGACAUUGUUACAGCCACACAACAUUCGUAUGAGAUCUACAGAUUGGCAAGCUAAUAGUCACGAUUUUUGUAUCAAAUUGUCAAUUCGGAGCUGGCACCGAAGUGUUUCAUUGAAGACAGGCUUCCUGCCAAGUGUCCUAGAGUCCAU